GAUCUGUACUCCCAUGUUGACAACUGGAAGUCUUAAUAAACAGAUCCUACCCUGGUAGUGAUCUAAUCAUAUUAUAUAUCCAACAAUUAUAGCUUGUACACAGAGUGUCGAGUAUCUAACCACAGUCUCGAUAUCAAACACAGCCUGGAAUCUAAACCUUGUCAACCUAUUAGUCUUGACCUAUAAACAUGAGUGAUGCAACAGACAUUAUUCGGCCAAUCCUCUUCGUCAUUCGCCUGGCUCUAUGGAUUAGUGCAGUGAUUGUGAUGGGACUUGCUGCUUGGGUAGUCACUCAUGUGAAAGGAUACCGGGCGGUCUUCACCUUAGUCAUUGCGGUACUCACAACGGCAUUUUACAUACCCUCUUUCUUCACUUCAUGUAUGAGUCGCAACCGUGGAUAUAUGCUUCCAUUAGAUAUUAUUUUUUACGCCCUGUGGCUUUCGGCUUUUAUCUUUGUAGCUCAAACUGACAACGUUUUGGGCACUGAUAAUGUCGGUUGUAAUUAUUUCUCUUGGACCUUGACUUGGGGCUGUACGAGACGAAACUCCAUUGAAGCAUUUACCUUCCUGGCCUUUUUCUGGACAUUGUGUGGCAUGUGUCUCGAGAUUGCAAAUAUUUAUCUACACGCCCGGCAGUUCAGAAAUGUACCUCCCGCUAAUCACCCUGAGAAACCGACGGUAGUUCGUGAUGGUCCGGCGUGGACAACUCCAGAUGCUCCUACGCAGACAACCACAGGUACUACGGCUAGGCCGGCUUCAGCCGCAGCUGAUGAGCAAAAUGUAGUCUAAGAUGAUCAUCUCCAUCGCCUCAGACAGCGGUAUUCGAUACCUUGCCGAGUUUCGAUUUGAUAAGUCUUCGGUCUAGGUACACGGUCGUUGGGGGCGUAGUAGAACAAAAGCUCUUAUGUCAUGUUUGUGGUGUGGAAUUGUUUGAGGUGCAAUGAAAAACCAAGAUAACAUCGUUACUUUAGCAAAACCAUUACUUUGAACUUUAGUGUUUGAAUAUCCGACACGCGACGGUCUAUAUCUCGCGAAACCCAAGCUAUUUAUUGGAUUUUAUACAGGACAGCGAAAGUCUGAUGGCAGAAUGGCAGGAUCAUAUCCCGAUUUGAUAAUGUGAUGACAGUCAAUUUAUGCAAGGAAG
This is a messenger RNA of Talaromyces proteolyticus, 1143 nucleotides long. RefSeq lists its product as uncharacterized. NCBI's taxonomy places the organism in Eukaryota, Fungi, Ascomycota, Eurotiomycetes, Eurotiales, Trichocomaceae. The transcript is spliced from 4 exons. Bases 189 to 788 code for a protein of 199 amino acids. Gene Ontology annotation, cellular component: membrane. The record is from RefSeq and is a predicted model, not a curated record.